AUGCUCGACGAAAACCUUCCCACUUUCCGCUUCAAGCCCGCAUCCGACAACCCGCUCAGCAGUGUCGUUUUCUUCACCCAGAAUGGCGCCGACCCGUCGGCGGACUAUGUGCUGCGCCGGGCUGACCCCGCGGUGCCGGGCUCUCGCAACCGAUACGCCGUUGCACUAUGCGACGCCUACAACCCCGAUGUAAUAUACGGGGAGGUCAUGAUCGAGCCAGAGUGGUCGCAGCCGACCCUUUCGACCGCUGAGAUUCGCGCCCAGGCCCAGAACGGCGCCGGGCCUGCCCUGGCCACACCCCUCAUCCCCGACAAUUUCACCAUCCAGCUGUACAACCCCGACCAGAGCGUCAACAUAAAGCUGGUGCCCGGCGGCUGGAACAAGACGGACAGCUGGGAGUUCGAGCUACCCAUUCAGACGUUCCGCAUGCCGUCGGUCAGCGAGCUGGACCGCGAGCAUCGGGUUCCGCCUGCCGACCUGGCACCCCGGAUCAUGUUUCGCUGGAAAAAGGACGGCAAGCUGACCAAGGACAUGACGUGCUUCAUGACGGGUAAAAACCUGGGUGGCCGCAAAAGCAAAGAGCCUGAUAUCACCAUCGCGCUCUUCAAGGCCGCCCGGGACACGGCCGUGACCAUUUACCAGCCGAACCUUCAACGUGUCGAGGUUGAAGAUAACAAGGGCCUCGAGAUCGUACUCUUGCUCAGCGCUGAGAUAGUCAAGGAUCUGUACCUCAUGCCGAAGCAGGACGUUUUCAACAUAUCGGGCGGCGGGCCAUCGCCCUCGGCGUUGAACGGAGGGGGAAGAAGAAAGAACUCGCGGCCCACAGCCGCUCAAGCCCCCUCACCACCCAUCCCGCCACUCGCCAUGUCUGGUGCUCUGGGAAAUAUACCUCCUCAGGCUCAGCGGUAUAGCCCCGUGUCCCAGCCAUACCCCUCGCCGCCGCUCGCGGCGCACUCGGUCCCGCCCGGGGCCAUCGGACCAUCAGCAGCUGAUAUUGAGGCCGAAACCCGCCGUCUUCAAGCCAUGGUCGAGCGGGAAGAUCGCGAGCGCGAGAAGCGGGAGAGGGCGGAUCAAAAACGCAUCAAGAGGAUGCUUGAAGAAGAGGAGGAGGAGAACCGCCGGCGGGAAGAAGCCGUGGCCAAAGAGACGGAACGGCUCCGCAAAAAGUACGGCGUUGACGGCCAGGACCUGCCGCACUAUCGUCCAUCGGGGAUCGUCAGCCCUCCCACCCCGCCUCCUCCUCCCGCGGCCCCCCCGCUCCCUCCGAGGAACAAUCCAGUCCCGCAGUUUGCGCCGCCACCGCUGGUUCCGCUGCCGCCGCCUCAUCUCCAGCCGGCCCAGAAUUCGAGUAACUGGUUUGGCUCGUCUCUGCCAACACGCCCUGUCAGCGCCGGUCCCAACGGCGCUGGGCCCGGACCAUUUCACUGCUCAACGCUCAAUAAUAUGUGGGGUGCUGCCGCGGGAGCCAUU
Molecule: messenger RNA, 1470 nt
Organism: Lasiosphaeria miniovina
Lineage: Eukaryota; Fungi; Ascomycota; Sordariomycetes; Sordariales; Lasiosphaeriaceae
Exons: 1
Source: RefSeq, a predicted model, not a curated record